UAACGUGCUGCGUUACCAGUGCCGGUGGAACUGCAGCGUUACUAUUAAUCUGUAUUGCAGACUCGGAUCUGUACGUCAACGGAUGUAGCUUCGCACUGCAGCCGGCAUUGCUUCGCACAGCCCGUAUAUUCAACUCAAAUUGUCUGACCUCUGUCAGCGUCCACAUAAAAAAAUACACAAUAUUUGGUCCCUGACCCAAAAACAAUGACAGAAGGGAACAGCCUGCCAGAAGGAGAUGCAGCCGGUACGAAUGAGGUGCCCGCCGACGCACCCGCACAGGAGAAGCGUCCGCAGGAGGACGAGCAGAAGGAGAACGGGAACAGCAAAGUGGACAUGCCGAUGAAAACCGCAACUCCCGGAGGGGACGAGGUCGAAUUUGUGCACCCGGAGGGCGGCUGGGGGUGGGUGGUCAUGCUGGCAGCGAUGUGGUGCAACGGCUCGGUUUUCGGGAUCCAGAACGCCUUCGGGCUAAUGUUCCUCUCCCUCCUCCGGGAGUUUGGCUCCGAGAAUGAUGCUGACCUCCGCUUCAGGACAGCAUGGGUGGGUUCCCUGUCCAUGGGGAUGAUCUUCUUCUGUUCUCCCAUCGUCAGUGUCUUCACCGACAUCUUCGGCUGCAGAAUUACCGCAGUUAGUGGGGCUACUGUUGGCCUGAUCGGCCUAAUGGCCAGCUCCUUUGUUACAUCCUUGGGUCCCAUGUACUUCACCUAUGGCAUUGUGUUCGCCUGUGGCUGCUCUUUUGCCUACCAGCCCAGCCUGGUCAUCUUGGGCCACUACUUCAAGAAGCGACUGGGUCUGGUGAAUGGCAUCGUAACGGCCGGCAGUAGCUUCUUUACCAUCACGCUGCCCUUUGUGCUGUCAGGCAUGCUGGAAAAACUGGGCCUCCACAACACUAUGCGUGUCCUCUGCAUCCUCAUGUCUGGGCUGAUACUGGCUGGCUUCACCUAUAAGCCCCUGCUGCCUGUCAAACCCACCAGUUCCCAAACAGGCAGGUCACGCAUGCGUCAGAUCUUCAACGUCAAUAUCUGGAAGUCUUGGGGAUAUCGCAUUUGGGCAUUUGGCAUCCCUGCAGCCCUUUAUGGUUACUUUGUGCCUUAUGUUCACCUGAUGAAGCAUGUGGAGGAGCGCUUCGGCACUGACAGCAAUAAAGAGAUUCUGCUCAUGUGCAUUGGCAUCACGUCUGGCGUGGGUCGACUUAUCUUUGGCAGAGUGGCAGACUACGUUGACGGCGUCAACAAAGUCUACCUGCAGGUGGCUUCCUUCUUCGUCAUUGGCCUUAUGUCCAUGAUGAUCCCAUUGUGCCACGUGUUUGGUGGAUUGAUCGCUGUGUGCCUGCUGAUGGGUCUGUUUGAUGGCUGCUUCAUCUGCAUCAUGGCCCCCAUCGCCUUCGAGCUGGUUGGAUCUGAAGACGUGUCUCAGGCCAUCGGCUUCCUGCUGGGACUGAUGUCCGUCCCCAUGACUGUGGGGCCCCCAAUUGCAGGUUUCCUGAGGGAUAAAAUGGGCAACUACGACAUGGCCUUCUACCUGGCAGGUGUCCCACCUAUCAUUGGAGGUGCCUUGCUAUGUAUGAUACCAUGGGCUGUGGCCAAGCAGAAACGGUUGAAGGAGGCGCAGAGCAAGGAGCCGGGCGUCACUGAGAAGAUGAUAGAGCACGAGAAGCCUCAGGGAGAUGCACAACACAAAACCGGAGAAUCUGUCCUCUAAGUGAACCCCCCACCCCCGCCCCACCACCACCCCCACCCACCCCCGCACAGACUGAAAGAAAGACACAAGGGGUCAGACUGUGGCAGCUGCUGACCGGCAGUAUUAAGAUACUGUAUGCGUGUGCGUGCGUGUGUGUGUGUGUGUGUGUGUGUGUGUGUGUGUGUGCAUGAGCAUUUGUGUUUAGCCGUGAUUGUAAUGACUGCCUUCAGCAGGAGAAAAUGCCAAAGCGAUGAAACAUAUCAGUCAGAUGACGAAGUAGAGCAUGAAUGUAAUCCUGAAGAACUAUGCAUUAGACUGAAGCAGACAAACUUGACAUUUCAAAUGAAAAUAGGGAAAAACUGCACAUUUUGCUUUUUCACAACGGGAACAAGAUACAUUGUGCUUGUAGCCUGAAGGCUUCAGUCUUUAGGCAAUGCCUACCAAAACCCACACAGUCAGAUGGCAUUCUUAGAGGCUUUAACAUUACUAUUCACAAUCACAUUUCAACAUUACCCUUUUAGUUUUAGAUGCAGAAAUGUGUUACAUGUAAUUUGUUUUAGACUUGUCAACCCGAAGCUUUCCUUUUGUAAUCUUGAACGUCUGGGCUCUGAUCUGUAAAAGUCUUCUGACACUUUACGGGAGCUUGCAGAUGACAUCUUGAACAUCAGAAAUGCUGACAAAAUAUCUCAUGACAAGCAGCUCUGUCCCAGAGGCUGGAUCCAGCCUUGAAUUGCCCUUGUGGCUGGUUUACCAAGCGGUCAAAGGUAGGCCAAGACUCCAAGUUUGCUAAGUUGCAGUUAGCAUGUAUCAAUUCAUUGUAGAUUUGUGUGUGCUGCUGGAAUACAACAUCAGCUGAAACGAUAAAAGGGAACAUGUGCAAGGUUAUCACUCUGGAGAUCCCACUUGAGUGGAUUUUCUGUAGGUUCCCAGAAUGCAUAUUAGCCACAGGAGCCCGUCAUGGCUUAGUCUAGUACUGUGACUGAUUCAUGCAAAUAGGCUGCUUGUAAUCAAACUGAAAAACCUCUUCAGUGUUUUACAAUCAUAUCUUUAAAGGAAUAGUUAGAAAUGAAAAAUAUGUGCAUUAGUUGUCUUACAUCAGUUCAUUAAACAUAUGGUAACUAGUCAGCUGAGACUGGAAACAGAGAGAAGCUGCUAGCCUGGUAGCAAACCUCUAAAGCUCAGUUCUUAUCACACUGAUUCUCUUUACUUUCUUCUUUAUGUGUAAAAAUGUGUAGCAACAACAAUUUGUUUCAGGAAUUUAGUUUGUGUUUGCCAAAUGUCAGUGUCCUUAAACCACAAGUAAAUCCACUUUCACCCUUAAGGACAUAACAUUGAUUCAUAAGAAGUAGACUGAUGUUGCAUUUGUAUUAACUGAUUAUAAUACUGAGCAGUAUUUCUUUCUUCUUCCUCCACUUUGUAGAGUUGUUUUUAGAUGUGCUUCUUUUUCUCUCUUAUUUGGUCUGGACAUAUUGAGCACACACUGUCAAAGUGCAGUAUAUGUUUAAAAUGUCCUGUCUCAUUUAAGUAAAAAAAAAAAAAUCUACUACACUAUCUAGUAUAUAAAUCAACUGACGAAGUCCGGAUCAUAUAAAAAGUUGUCCUCAUGUCAACAACAGAUCAUUGCUGGGAUGCAGGGAUGAAUGAAAUGGACCAAAUAGAUAAAUGAAAUAUGUGCCUGUGCAUACAGUGUGUAGUUCCUUACCACUGUAUGAAAGUAUUAUUAUACAUAUAUGACAGUAUCUCAUCAGAAGUCCUCCUAUUUCAAAUGAGACUGUGGGCGUGAGUUAGACUAUUAGUUGACUCUGAGACAGGUAAAAUCCAGCUGAUCAGUAACAGUUGAUUAACCUUCGUACAAAGGGGUUCGUUUUACAUUUUCAUAUUGUAUUUAUUCUUGUGGAAAAUGUCAUGUAAUUGACUGGCAUUUUCCCUAAAGGCUUAAUUUGAUUACCUGAAGAGCAACAUGUAGUGAAAUGAAAAAUGUCUGGAAGAGUGUCAGUCUUGUUUGCUUGCCAUCACGUUUCCCCAAAGCUAACAGGUUGUGUCGGUGAAACAUCUGAGCAUGUUACUCAUCGGUCUAACUGCAGACGGUGAUGAAUUGCUUUUUGGAAAACUCAGAGACCUUUUGGAAAGCCGUAGAAUUGCUGUGGGUAAAUGCGUUUUUCCUCUGCAGACCUGUGACACUCUCUACCUCAGAUGAUAGUUGUACUGUGCCCCCUGCCAUCCUCGUCCCAUCGUUAGAGGCAGCCCAGCAGUUUGAAUUGUGUGGCUGAAUGAACGCAAAUAAACUGAAAAGUCUUAGGUUAGUCCCAGCUUUUAUGAAGCAUUUGGUGCUCAGAAGCAUAACUGCGAGUGAAACUUCACAGUGUUUAAGUCUUUUCUUCUCUCUGAAUAGAUACUUCGGUUAUGAUAAAAGCACACAGCUCUAUGCAGCCUUUGUUUUUGUGCCAUAAUAGUGCUAUUCACCAGUGAGACCCUCAAACGACUGCUUAAUUGUGACAUCUGGAUUGUGAUUGAUAUCUUUGCCAUAACCACAUUUUAAUGUUUUAUUACAAUUAUUCACUAUAUUUUCUGUCAGCUGAAUGCCUGUCAGCUGAGUAGUUCUUGAAAUGGUCAGCAUCAUCCAAAGAAACAUAUCAGAAAAAAAUAUCGCAAAUUUUCUUAUUAUUCUGAUCUGAUCUCUGAUCAUUUUAGACCAAAUCUUUGGUAAAAAACUGCUUUAAGUUUACACAGAGUAUUUUAUUCUGUCUUUAUAGUGUCUACAGAGGCUUUCUGUGGCAAAGAGAAGUUUGGAAUGCUUAUCUAUCCCAAUGUUUAUAGAGCUGUAUUCUUUAUUUGCUGGUAUUAUUUUGGCAUCCCAUCCAACCACUUGCUUUUUUGAGAAUAUCUGUUGGGAUGGAUUAAUGGAUGAAUCUUUGCUACGUUCAGUAUUUUCAGAUUUUUUAUCUUAAUUUCCGUUUCCUUAAUUCUCAGUGUUGAUGUAUAUUGCUUUCUUUGUGUUGCAUGUGACUGAAAAUGUGUUUAUGAGUAACCCAAAAAGUGUUCUACUUAAAAAUGAGUUUUCCUAUAUUUUUCUCUUAGUUGCAGAAUGUGCGGGGAACUACAGUAUAUGCAAUGUAUGUAAACACAAUCAAAUUUCAUCAAUUUCAAGACAGUAAAAGAAAAUAUGUAAAAGCA
Messenger RNA from Mugil cephalus (flathead mullet), 4854 nucleotides. RefSeq names its product solute carrier family 16 member 10 (gene slc16a10). Gene Ontology annotation, molecular function: monocarboxylic acid transmembrane transporter activity. The transcript has 6 exons. Lineage: Eukaryota; Metazoa; Chordata; Actinopteri; Mugiliformes; Mugilidae. Gene Ontology annotation, biological process: transmembrane transport. The record is from RefSeq and is a predicted model, not a curated record. Bases 205 to 1701 code for a protein of 498 amino acids.